Molecule: messenger RNA, 1228 nt
Organism: Momordica charantia (bitter melon)
Lineage: Eukaryota; Viridiplantae; Streptophyta; Magnoliopsida; Cucurbitales; Cucurbitaceae
Product: pathogenesis-related protein 1C
Cellular component (GO): extracellular region
Source: RefSeq, a predicted model, not a curated record
UGAAUUAUGACAUUAAUAGGAAAGAAGUUUACUAAAUUGAAAAAAAAAGGGAAAUAAUUAGCGAACAAAGUGGAAAUUUAUUGACAAAAUUAGACAAAAGCGCUUCUCCUCUCCUUCAAUUCCUUCCCUUUCGCUCCGCUGCUCUAAACUCAGGGCAGCAGCUUCACCACCACCACAAGCCCUAAUCAUUCUCUCACCGCCAUCGCUGCCGUUGCCGCCGCCGGUAAUCCCAAAUGUCGCCGCCGCCGCUUUCAAUUCUUCCUUCUCUUCUACUCUGUAUCUCUCUUCUCCUCCCGAUCGCCUCACAUCAGCAACAAUCUCAACCCUCCAAUGGCGAUGCUGGAGCAAACGCAACGGCCUCAGGCAACCAAAACCACACGGCGCCGCGACGCGGUGUCUAUGCUCGCGAAUUUCUUGUAGCGCACAACAAGGUGAGGACGAAAGUGACACAUCCGCCGUUCGGAUGGGACAAGAAAUUGGCUCGAUACGCCCGGCGCUGGGGGAUGAAGCGCUGUGGCGAUUGCAAGAUGAUUCACUCGUACGGUCCGUACGGCGAGAAUCUGUUUUGGGGAGCGCUCGACCACUGGACGCCGACGGAAGUGGUGGAAUCGUGGGCGAGCGAGGUCCAGUUUUACGACGCCCAAAAUAACGCGUGUUCCGAAGGCCAAAUGUGCGGCCAUUACACGCAGAUCAUUUGGAAAGAUUCUGCCAAAAUUGGAUGCGCGCGCGUCCAGUGCCAAUCCGGAGGCCUGCUCAUAAUUUGUGAGUACGAUCCGCCUGGAAAUUAUGUCAAUGAAAGCCCGUUCGACACCUUCGCCGGCGGAGCCUCCGCCCGCGCGUCCGCCCCCACCUCCGCCUCCGCCCCCGCCUCCGCUCCCGCCUCUCCUACAAAUCCGGGAAAUACAGUACCGCCGCCGGUGCCUGCGGCGACCACGGCGCGAAAACUCACCGGAACAUUUCCCUAAUUACCUUCACGAAAUCAAAAUGAUUAGAGAUUCGAUCUUAAUGCCGGACUCCUGAGAUGUGGAUAGAAAAAGGUAUCUUAGUUUUUAUUCAAAUCGAUUUUGCCUUCUCUUUUUUCCCAAGAGAGGUCUAGUAGAUUUUUUUUCUUCCUUUUGCAAAUGGUUUAAUAGAAAUUUUGCUUCGUGACGUUCGUACCUGAACAGAUAACACUGUAACUAAAAUUAUCAUUUACUAAAUUAUUAUUUAUGAUUUUGUUCUUCUGUAA